Messenger RNA from Talaromyces marneffei, 1596 nucleotides. RefSeq lists its product as uncharacterized. The transcript has 6 exons. Gene Ontology annotation, biological process: protein sumoylation. The coding region runs from base 1 to 1596 and encodes 531 amino acids. Gene Ontology annotation, molecular function: SUMO ligase activity; zinc ion binding. The record is from RefSeq and is a predicted model, not a curated record. NCBI's taxonomy places the organism in Eukaryota, Fungi, Ascomycota, Eurotiomycetes, Eurotiales, Trichocomaceae.
AUGACGUCCUCAGUCGACAUGUCCAACGUGGUCUUGAUAAUCAAGACCAUGACAAACGCGCAAAUGAAGGAAGCUUUGAGAAGUGAGGGGCUUGCUGUUUCUGGUGUGAAAAUUUCACUUCAGUUGCGUCUCAUUGAGUAUAUUGAGAGGCUGCAUCAACGUGGCUCUAUCGACAAUUAUGAACGUAUUGCAAGGACAAUUUACACCAUAGCUGGAAUUCAGAAUCAGUUCCCUGGUUCUACGAGCACAGAUACGACAACAUACCCUACCCAGCCAUCUUACGUCCCCUCGAGACCCACGACGUCCAAAGACGUCUACAACUCAAAAAUGCCUUCACAACCAUUCGCGAGUGGUCGCCUCAUGUUCAAAGAAAGUCCAUUCUACAAGAUUCUUGAACCGCUGUCCUCAACAGUGGAAUGCAAAGUCCGAGAACAAACCAGAGACACCGUCGAGCUCAAGUUCACACUCUCGUCCACCACUGCGCAGAGGCUUCAAGAAGACCCCAACUUGCGCGUUAUGGUCUUUUGCGCGGCUGAUUCUGGCCUCAAUCAAUUCUCCAAAUCUGACAUCGCCUUUCCAUAUCAAGUCGAGUUGAAAGCCAAUCUAGAUGAUGUCAAGGCGAAUCUACGAGGUCUCAAAAAUCGACCGGGUUCGACAAGGCCUGCGGAUAUUACGAGCUAUAUUCGAAAAAGGGCGGGGUAUACAAACUUGGUUGCCAUGACAUUCGCAUUGACUCAAAAGAAAUUCUAUGUUGUUGUCAAUCUCGUGAAGAGACACCCCGUUGAAGAAUUAGUUGCAGCACUAAAGUCAAGAUAUAAGAUUACGAGAGACCAAGUGCUACGUGAAAUGCAGAGUCGAGCGCACGAUGCAGACAUUGUCGCCACAUCUACGGUCAUGUCGCUGAAAUGCCCUUUAUCUACUCUACGAAUUGAAAUUCCUUGCCGAUCAAUAAGCUGCACGCACAACCAGUGCUUUGAUGCGUCGUCGUUUCUUCAAUUACAAGAGCAAGCGCCCACUUGGACUUGUCCAGUGUGUAAUAAAUCUACAAGCUUCGAGUCUUUGCAGAUUGACCAGUACGUUGAGGACAUAUUGCACACUACAUCCACAGACGUGGAGCAAGUAACCAUCGAACCAAACGGCGUCUGGCACACCGAUAAAAAAGAAGAGCCCGAACCACGCGGUGGCCUAGCAAGCCCAGAUUCUGACGACGACUUUGUCGAAAUCACAGAUCUCUUUACACCAAAACUGAAACGAGAAACAACCUCUUCAGAACCCCGUGCAACUCUACUCGCAACCCCAGUCACUGCCACACAGAACGGCUCAAAGGGGGCCACACCUAGCAUACCCCGAUCCAGCCAGAAGAGGCCAGCGCCGCAAGUCGUUGAUUUGACUCUUAGUGACGAUGACGAUGAUGAUGAUUUACCCGUUCGACCACCGAAACGCCAGGCGCUUGCUAGUGACUUUGUGCCUCGACGUGGAUCUCAGAAUUCAUUCACCAAUGGCUACGCUCAUGUCGAAGAUUUGAGGUCGUCAACUGGUCAGGAAUCGCUUUCCCUUUCACCGGGGCGACAGUCGAAUCUCUACAUUGAUCUGUAA